Aspergillus ibericus CBS 121593 is the source of this 1589-nucleotide messenger RNA. RefSeq names its product zinc finger protein. The coding region runs from base 1 to 1488 and encodes 495 amino acids. The record is from RefSeq and is a predicted model, not a curated record. NCBI's taxonomy places the organism in Eukaryota, Fungi, Ascomycota, Eurotiomycetes, Eurotiales, Aspergillaceae. The transcript has a single exon.
AUGUCUAAUCGUCGGGAGCUUCAAGGGACUGACAGUUCCUGGACAAGUUCGCUUGCCGACGCCCUACAACAAAACCUCCAGCUGGAAGACAAGCUUCGGAGAGACGAAAACGAAACACCACAAGCGAGGCUCCAGCGAAUGCUUUCGACCAGGUCGGUCAUAUCAACCUCUUCCUCCUUUGCUGAGCGCCAGCAAGCGGCUAUCGGGUCCAGAAACCCUUUCCGGGAAAUUGGUGUGGGCUCGAUCGGAAAAGUAUUUGAGCAACCGGGAACACCUUGGGCUUUCAAAGUCCUUCUAAUCGACCGGACGGAGAAGCUUUGGAACAACUAUGUGAUGCACCUCCGAAUCCAGCAGAGUUUCGAUAAAUUGGGCGAAAUCCCGGGCCUUGUGGAAAUCCCCCGAGUGGCAUGGUUCGCUGACAAGGAUUCGGAGUUCUGGCCAGAGAACCUUCACCUAUUCCCCAACGAAACCGGCUUCCCAAGGCAAGCCCGGGAGGUCAUGUGCAUGGAGAGAGUCUUCCCUUUGCCCCAGCCAGUAAGAAACGCUCUUAUAGAGCUAUUUUGUAACCCGAUCAACGCGCCAGCGGCCAAGAACGACCCACUCAACAAAGACUGCCUUAUUCGUCUUUUUUUAGGUCGAAAGCGCGUUGGGACUUCGCGACCCGGUGGCAGUAUGUUCUUUUCUCUGCGAAACUACAAGCUGCACGCCGAUCAGAUCCAAGAGCUUCAGCUUGACGCAGAUGAGUACGCCAGAAACAUGGCUGAUGCGCUCGCAGUGCUCCACUGGCAUACAAAUAUUGAUACCAUGGAUCUUGAAUUUGUCCUUGGGAGUUCGCCUUUUGAUCAAAAUGCUGUCCGACGACAGAUGCGUCUUCCAGACAUUGAACGGCUGCGCCCGGGAACCAGCACUUUUGAACACACAACGAACGCCUCCCUGAACUUCAAGAAACGCAUUGUUAGCCUCUGGCUUAUUGACUUCGAUGCUUGUGCCCCAAUUACGAUGAAUGCGGCGGGUGUGCAGCAAGCUGCCAAGGCAUUCAUGGAAAACGACCCUUAUUACCCACGGCCAUUCUCAAACGAUACCUACAUGGAAAACCUGUCGCGAAUUUUUUCGCAGAGGUAUGUCGAGACAGGGAAGAAGAUUACCAUUGGAUCAUCUCAAGGACUACCCGCGCAGUUUGUCCAAGAAGUGGUUAAGAGGUUCUCGCAACGGUCCCAGUCCUCUCGAUCCGGGGACCUUCAGGCGGCUGCUACUUCUAGUGCGUCGGCCGGAAGAGGACAGCAACCUUCGUAUCAAAGAGGAGGACCCGUCGGUGGGCAAUCUAGACGUGGGCAUGGAGGGCAGCGAGGUACGACUGGAGGCACUGGCCAAAGUGCUAGAGGCAGAACUCCCACCCCCCAGAACAGAGGAACCAGAGAUCAAGGACCAACCGCUGAUGAACCUGCCUCACCUCGUACACCCAGGGGUCGGGGCCAUGGACGUCGCUGAGCUGGGUGGCACCAUGGAAAGAUGAGAUGAAAGCAGAUAACAUGGUGUAAAUAAUUACCAGAAAGUAUCAGCUCCGAAUCGAGCCCGACAAUGGAUUUCAU